CUGUCAUCUUCGACCAUCGUCCACUUCACUGCUGUCAUGGGCAUUCGACAACAAUCCCUUGCCUUCCACUCGGCCCAUAAUUCUACAAGUGAGCUAGCAGGAUUGAUCUGGAUCGGCCGAUUAUUGUUCCUCGAGUAUGCCUUGCCGGUCUAUAGCUAUUCUACUCUGGUUUACGAAUGGCCUCGUCGAGAUCAUUAUCCAUCGCAGCCUGACCGCUUGGAUGCGAUUCGCAAGAAGUACUUGAUUCGAGGCUGCUAUACCCCAUUCGGAGAAAUCAUUGAGCUUAAAGCCUUUGCCAAGUCAAUUGUUAAGAGAGAAGGCAUCCCCGGAAACCUCUCCUGGGAUCCAGACGGGAAGUCAUUUAUAAUCGGACAUGACAUCAAGUUCAAGCUUUCUGAAUUUUGCGCAACCCAUUGCAAAGCCAUUAAACUCGUGGGAGAG
Molecule: messenger RNA, 441 nt
Organism: Fusarium redolens
Lineage: Eukaryota; Fungi; Ascomycota; Sordariomycetes; Hypocreales; Nectriaceae
Exons: 1
Source: RefSeq, a predicted model, not a curated record